AUGGGGCUUUCUUCCACGUCAAUCUUCCUAUUCCUUUACUUCUGCUCAUCAAUUUAUUCUGCCGCCGCCGCCGCCGAUGAUCUUCGCCUCAGACUAGAAGCUAAGAAGCUAGUGAGAGACCUUAAUUUGUUCCCGGAAGUCAACCUCAACAUCGUUGCUGCUGCAAAUUCAUCUUCAUUAGAUCUCAGUGGCAAAAUCGUUGAGAAGCGUCUCAAGUUUCCUAAUCUAGUUGGCGAUGAUGAUGAUGAUGUUUCCGUUGAGGAUUUUGGUCAUUAUGCCGGUUAUUAUCCCAUUCAAAAUUCCCAUGCCGCAAGGAUGUUCUACUUUUUCUUUGAAUCACGCAACCACAAGGAAGAUCCUGUUGUGAUUUGGUUGACUGGAGGUCCUGGCUGUAGCAGUGAAUUGGCUCUGUUUUAUGAAAAUGGCCCUUUCAAAAUUAAUCACAAUUUGUCUCUUGUGUGGAAUCAGUAUGGUUGGGACAAGGUGUCAAACCUUUUGUAUGUUGAUCAACCAACUGGAACUGGCUUUAGCUACAGUACUGAUUUGCGUGAUAUUCGUCAUAAUGAAAAGGGUGUUAGCAAUGACCUGUAUGACUUUUUGCAGGCCUUCUUUGUAGAGCAUCCCCAAUAUGCAAAGAAUGACUUUUUUAUUACAGGUGAAUCGUAUGCUGGGCACUAUAUUCCUGCUUUAGCCUCUCGUAUCCGUCAGGGAAACCAAGCUAAUGAAGGAAUUCAUAUAAAUUUGAAGGGAUUGGCCAUUGGUAAUGGACUUACUAAUCCUGCAAUUCAGUAUAAAGCUUACCCAGACUAUGCACUGGACAUGGGCAUAAUUACACAGGCUACACAUGACCUCCUUGGCAAAGUAUUGGUUCCAGCCUGUGAAUUGGCUAUAAAGCUAUGUGGCACCGAUGGUAAGGUUUCCUGUCUGACUGCAAAUGUAGCCUGUAAUCUCAUAUUCAGUGACAUCAUGUUACACGCCCGAGGUGUAAAUUACUAUGAUAUCAGAAAGAAGUGUGAGGGGAGCCUCUGCUAUGAUUUCUCAAACAUGGAGAAGUUCCUGAACCAAGAAUCGGUUCGGGAUUCACUAGGGGUUGGCAAAAUUCGUUUUGUUUCUUGUAGCACGGAAGUUUAUAUGGCUAUGUUGGUGGAUUGGAUGAGGAAUCUGGAAGUUGGUAUUCCUCUCCUUCUUGAGGAUGGGAUUAAUUUACUUAUUUAUGCUGGGGAAUAUGAUUUGAUAUGCAACUGGCUUGGUAAUUCAAGAUGGGUUCAUGCCAUGAAAUGGUCUGGUCAGAAAGAAUUUGUAGCCUCGCCUGAUGUUCCUUUUGUUGUUAAUGGAUCACAAGCUGGAUUAUUGAAGAGCUAUGGUCCUCUGAGUUUCCUUAAGGUCCAUGAUGCGGGUCACAUGGUUCCAAUGGACCAGCCCAAGGCUGCAUUAGAGAUGCUUGAGCGGUGGACUCGGGGAACCCUUGCUGAAUCCAUAGCUGGUGAGGAAAGAUUGGUUGCUGACAUGUGA
Molecule: messenger RNA, 1512 nt
Organism: Lathyrus sativus (Indian pea)
Lineage: Eukaryota; Viridiplantae; Streptophyta; Magnoliopsida; Fabales; Fabaceae
Source: the annotation of a GenBank genome assembly